UCUCCCUCACUCACACUAUCUCAAGCCUGGCUUUGAAACAUGGACUCUGCACUGCUGCUGCUCUUCUUGUGGGCUCUGAUGGGAAUGGUGUCCCUGCAGUCUUCAGAGCGGUGUCCUGAGAGACUCCAGGAACAGGAGAGGAGGAAAUUGUGUCCUCGGUCCUGCAGGUCGGACAAAGACUGUGCCAGCAAACGUCAGUGUCUGUGUGAUGGUCAGUGUGGUCUCAGCUGUGUGGCUCCAG
Molecule: messenger RNA, 241 nt
Organism: Austrofundulus limnaeus
Lineage: Eukaryota; Metazoa; Chordata; Actinopteri; Cyprinodontiformes; Rivulidae
Product: protein lev-9
Cellular component (GO): extracellular region
Molecular function (GO): peptidase inhibitor activity
Source: RefSeq, a predicted model, not a curated record